AUGGAGGACUUGCGCAUCUUUGACCCCUUCCCAGAGCUUAAGGAUUGGUUUGAACGGCACAAUCCCAUGAUUAAUGUGCAGACUUUGGAUUCACCGCCUCAGCGUGAUAUGGCGAUAAGUAGCCCUAUACCCUACCUGUGCAUUCUCUAUCAUGCUUUUAAAAGAUGGCGGGAAAGGGCGCGAGAGGACAGGAAGGCGCUCCAGGCCUCAGAUCAUUUGCCCUUCACGGCGCACGAAUAUAAGGAACUUCGCGGGGAAGUUGAGUCGAUGGCGGCAUGCCUUAUGGGUCAUCUAGAUGGAAGUUUUUCGCAAGCCGUAGAGUUAUGUACCGUGCGGCUGAAUCGACCCGCGGUGAACUGUCCACCUGGCCCUUUACAGGAGCUCUUUGAUGAUCCCCGCUGUGCUGAUCCGCUUAAAGCGGCUUUACACCUCCCGCCCGACUUUUUCUGUGGACCCAACGAUGGAUUUGACUGUGAGGAAGUGUUGGUUUGGUUUGUAAUCCAAGCCAUCCGAGCUUUUUACAACUCCCAUGAGGGGAGUGUGGGGGGGUUGGACAGCGGUGAGAGUGGUUGGACGGCCGCAGCGGGAGCUCGCCGGGUUCUGCCGUUUUGCGGUUAUGUCCCUGACAUGAAUACAACGACCAAGUGGUAUCGGGAGCUCUGUGAAAUUUAUCAUCGAAAGUUUUCUGCGGAUGUGCAGCACGUGACGGACUUGGCGUUUGCGGAGUGGCGUAGACGUCGAUCGGCGUGCGUCUCCGACUUGACUGUCCGACGGCCUUCGCACCACGAGCAGGACGACGCGUACGGAAUGCUCCACGCACUGGCAGAGGUUGCCGUGAAAAAUAUAUGGUCGGUGCGUUUGGUGAGGUUUAGUCCGGACUAUGUCGUUGACGACCCCGCCAGGGAUUCUGGUUCUCCCGUCCUGGGAUGCGAAUUUGCCAUUGGGAAUGAAUCCACGACCACGCCGAACAUUAUUAAUCUGGGUCCUCGCUUGGAUCAUGUUGAUAUCGAGAUUGCUUGGCGGCUUCGCUUGGGUUUACGGAUACGAGAAAUGCUUGAUGGAAUGGAUAAUUUGCCUUCCGAUGGAGUGCGACGCGCUUUGUGCUUUGGUGUUUGCCUUAUGGCUGCUCAGGAAUGGACACGAUGUGGGGGCCCUCAUUUCUGCGGCGAGGUGUUAUCCAAAGAUAGUCGCUUCCCCUCAUCAUCGAUUGGUGCAGUCUGUAACCAUGAUUCGGAUCACUUUUUGCAUUCAGAUGUGUUUUACUUUUUAAAGUUGGUUUUGCUUCAGAGUAUCGAUACUCAUCUGGUUAACUCUGCGGAGCAGCAUCAAAAGGAAGAUGAAGGUUCGAUAAGUGGUUUCAGGACCUCUAACUCUGAAGUUAAUCGUCUUUCUUUGCCUUCAAGUUGGGAUCGAUUGAGCGAGUUAUUGUUAAAAAUCUGCCUGGAAUUGGAACGGGUGGGUUUGAGCGAGGUGAUCUCGGUUGCGGCCUCAGUUGGGGCUAUAGCCUCACAGGAGGUUGUGAAGUUGAUUCAGCGCCAACGCAUCCCCGCAGGACAUCCACUAAUCUAUAACGGGUACGACAACAUUAUCGUAGCAUUAAAGACACCGACAAAAAAAGACUGA
Molecule: messenger RNA, 1623 nt
Organism: Phytomonas sp. Hart1
Lineage: Eukaryota; Euglenozoa; Kinetoplastea; Trypanosomatida; Trypanosomatidae
Source: the annotation of a GenBank genome assembly